CCACUACAAGCAGUGCUAGCUGACUGCUUUCCUUUUCACAACCAGCUGUUUGGCUGUCCGGCAGACCUGACAGAAGUAUUUUAGUUUCGAUAUUUGUUAGCCUCCGAAAUGCUAGUUAGCAUCAGCUCACGUCAAUAGCAGUUCCGAGUAGCCGAACACUCGCUGUUUUUGCAGAGGGCAAUGCACUACUAAGCAUCACAAAGAAAAACAGGGUAUUAGACAGGCCUGUGAGCCAGCUAGCAAGCGAGUUAGUUUGUUUAUGUCGUGACGUGCGGCGGUAGAUAGGUAGUAACAUUAGCCUGGUUGUUAGUUUGGAAGCUACGAAGCUAACAGGUUCUCCCUCGGGUCGACGCAGGACAAAGGCGACAGAAUGGCUGAAGCGGACGGCAAAUCCACUGCGCUUAACGGUGGAUCUGAAGAAAAGGAACCCGAAGAAGAUCAACACAAAGGGGGAGAUGUCUCUGGAAGCAAAGAAGGACAAACACAGUCGUCUUCUCAAGAUGCUCCCAAAGAAAUAGGUGAGGCAUCUGGAGACAAGCCAAUGCCAGAUGUGGAGGGAGAACCAGGCACAAACAAAGAGGGAGAGGAGGAAGAAGACACAGACAGCAUGGAUGGCAGCGGCCUCUACUCCCUGACCGAGGAUGGCGAAAGAGAAAGUGAGGGAGGCUUGCGAGAGAGGGCAAAGGAUAAAGAUGGUGGGAAAAGGGCAGCUAGAAAGAGAAACAGACCUGGCGGGGGCACCAACCACUCCUCCAGCUCAGAUGAGGAUGACGAUGAGGAUGAAGAAGAAGAACAGAAAGAUGAUGAAGAUGAUGAUGAGGCCAUGGAGGCGUGGCUGGGAGCAGAGCUCCGUGACCUCCGUGGGCCUAUUUGGCGGGCAGUACCCUCGCUGCGCUCCAGGGAGAUUGGCAGGGACUCGCACCAGUUCGUGAGGCGUGUGUGUGGGGCCCGGGGCCUUGUGCAGAGGCUGGAGCUCCAGGGCCGCCUCGAGAAGCACACAGGAUGCGUCAACACAUUGCACUUUAACCCCUCAGGCACACGCCUGGCAUCAGGCAGCGAUGACCUGCGUGUUAUGAUCUGGGACUGGGCCAUCCGCCAUGCUGAGCUGGAGUUUGACAGCGGCCACAAGAGCAAUGUCUUUCAGGCAAAGUUCCUGCCUCACAGUGGAGACUCCACCUUGGCCAUGUGUGCUCGAGACGGUCAGAUCAGAGUGGCUGAGCUCUCUGCCACGCAGCGCUGCAAGAACACCAAGCGGGUAGCACAGCAUAAAGGAGCAGCACACAAACUGGCCCUGGAGCCAGAUUCACCCUGCUCCUUUCUGUCUGCUGGAGAGGAUGCUGUGGUGUUCGGCAUUGACCUGCGUCUAGACCGCCCCGCCAAUAAACUGGUGGUUGUGAAGGAAGGUGAUAAAAAAGUUGGGCUGUACACCAUCUUUGUCAACCCAGCAAAGACACACCACUUUGCUGUGGGCGGGAGAGAUCAGUAUGUGAGGAUCUAUGACCAGAGGAAGAUUAAUGAGAAUGAUAACAAUGGUGUACUCAAAAAGUUUUGUCCUUCACAUCUGGUAUCCAGUGAGUCCAAAACCAACAUAACCUGCCUUGUGUACAGUCAUGAUGGCACAGAGCUCCUGGCCAGUUACAAUGAUGAGGACAUCUACCUGUUUGAUUCAAACCACAGUGACGGGGCUGACUACCGCAGGAGAUACAAGGGACACCGCAAUAAUGCGACAGUGAAGGGGGUUAACUUCUAUGGGCCAUGCAGCGAGUUUGUGGUCAGUGGCAGUGACUGUGGACACAUCUACCUGUGGGACAAGUAUUCUGCACGUAUCGUCCAGUUCAUGGAGGGAGACAGAGGAGGAGUGGUGAACUGUCUGGAGCCUCAUCCCCAUCUGCCUGGUAUGGCCACCAGUGGGCUGGACCACGACAUCAAACUGUGGGCCCCCACUGCUGAAAGCCCCACAGGACUCAAGGGUCUGAAAGAGGUGAUGAAAAAAAACAAGCGGGAUCGCGAUGAAGACAGCAUGCGCCACGGCGACCAGUACGACACCCAGCUGCUGUGGUUCCUAAUGAGACACAUGAGGAACAGACGGCCCCCGAGGGCUCGGCGUGAGGGUGUAGACCCAGACACAGAUGAGUCCUGGAGCUCUCCAGAUUCCUCUGAUGAAGAGGAAGGAGGUCCAGACCACGUCCAGUGCAUGUCCUCCUGAGCCACACACACACACACACACACACGCACAUGCAUACAUACAUACAUACAUACACACACUUUAUUGCCCUUGAAUUGAUGCACAUAGGCAAGCACUAUUGACACACUGGCACACUCAAACACUGAUGAGCCACAGACUUGGGGUGUUUUUUGUCUUUCUUUUUCAUUUUUCUUUUCUUUUUUUUUUUUUUUACACACAUACAAUCUCACACAGACAAACACAUACAUUUACUUAAAUGUGCUGUUGAAGCAGAGUGGCAGAAAUGUGUGAACGCCUGGUUUCCCAGCAGUUACGAGUGUGCACAUGGCAACUACAGUCUGCAUACACACUUCCAGAAUCCUGAUUUUUGAGAAUUGUACGACAAGGUGUAGUGAGCGCUUACAUCCCUAUAAAAACCACUCGGAGGCCCCUGCUUGUCCGUACAUUAUCUAUAUGCUCUGCCUAGCCCCAGAACUAUGUACUGUGUGUGUAUGGCAACAAGCACCUCCAACUUUAGGCAUCCUGUAGUAAGCUAUACAUCGCCAUCACACAACCCCCUCCCCCCAGUAACACACCUCUCCUGCUUUCAAGCUUUCUGUGCUGUUGAAGAGGAGUUCAGCAGCAGGGAGGAAGGGCGUAGACUCAAACCAUCCCCUAAAUGUGACUUCCUUUAAUGUUUGAACUUUGAGAGGGAAACCCCAGUGCCCCUCACUGCAUCGCCCUAGCCUCGUACUGAUUUCUGGCCCUGAGCUUGAGCAGUAAGUUGCAUUUAUUACACGUCUUCUCCCAGAGGACUACUAAAUCUCUACAUGCUGCAACACCCUACAUGCUGCCCUCAGCUACUCACUCCCCUCCUCCUCUGUCGCCCUCCCCCCUGCCUCACUACUGAGUGCACUUUGAAUCAGGGAUGCUUUAGUUUGAGACACAGACAAAGCGUGCACUGAGUGUUUCAUUUUUUGGGGGGGAAUCAUUGAAUCCCCAGUGAAGUUUAGUUAAUUUCCUUUGUGUUUUUUUCUUUGAGUGGGGGUGGGGGGGUAUUUUGCACUUAAGCGUUUCUCGACUGAGGAAGAGGAGGUUUCCCUUUGCUUCCACCAGCCCUUCCUCCUCCUCCUCCUCCUUCUUCCUCUCUUCCCACCCUCCCCCCACUCGCCAUCCUGACACCCAUCCUUGACAGGACAUCGUCAGUUCAUCUCUCUCAGUGAACAUGAAAAUGGAGAAAUAGAUGGUGUAGGAAAUAAAGGCUGAUUUUUUUGGGCUCUGUUUGGGGAACUGUAAUUUUCAAGAGCCAGAACCGACCUGGAUCAAUCACAAUUCAAACACUGCCUGUGAGCUAGUUGAGCCUUACCUAGUAAAGGACUCCACUUGUUCACGUGGUUCUUUAAAAUCCUUCUGUGAUGCUAAACGUCUCCAAUCAAAUGCAGAGUGACAUCUUUCAGACAGACAUUUGAACCAGGUCGGGUGUUUGCAGCCAGCACACCACUUGUGAGGUAACUUCUGUCUGUGCUGUAUUAAUAUUGGCUCAAAGAGGAGGAUGGGGGUCGGCGGGGUCAAUAUGCUUGCCAGUCAUUUGUUGUGUGAGAGCGAUAAAGUCCAGCUUUUCUCAUUUUCUAUGAGAAGUCUAGUUAGUUGAAUUUAUAUGUACAUAUAUAAAUAUAUAUUAAAACUGUAAAAAAAAAAAAGAAAAAAAAGAAACAACUUUAGCAAAUGCUGUUUGACUUCAAAAAAAGAAAAAAAAAGAUGUCAAAACAUUUGAUUGGUAUUGAUGCAGAGGUUUAUAUUCUAUAUGAGGACAAAGUACUUUUAAAUUCCAGAGAAAACAAAAGACUUCAGGCACCAUUUUUUCCUUUUACGAAUGGCAUCCCUCUGUUAUGAACAGAAUCACUGUCAUUCUCAAGUAUUAAGAUUUUGAUUCUCUUUCUUGUUCAAAAAAAAAAACAGUAUUUCCUUUCUGUAUCUUAAUCCAUCGUUUCAGACAGUUAUAUUCAGAUUUUUCCCACUGGCUAUUUUUGGCAUCUUGUAUACAUAAUAAGGCUUUUGAUGGACAAAUUUUUUUCCACCACUGCCUAUUGCAUUCUACCAGUUCAGUUGGAAAUAUGUACGAUUCGUGCAAUAAACUAAAAGACAGUG
Messenger RNA from Toxotes jaculatrix (banded archerfish), 4312 nucleotides. RefSeq names its product DDB1 and CUL4 associated factor 8 (gene dcaf8). Gene Ontology annotation, molecular function: protein binding. Lineage: Eukaryota; Metazoa; Chordata; Actinopteri; Toxotidae. The record is from RefSeq and is a predicted model, not a curated record. Gene Ontology annotation, cellular component: cytoplasm; Cul4-RING E3 ubiquitin ligase complex. Bases 371 to 2206 code for a protein of 611 amino acids. The transcript is spliced from 13 exons.